This is a messenger RNA of Tachyglossus aculeatus (Australian echidna), 4802 nucleotides long. RefSeq names its product neuroligin 1 (gene NLGN1). The record is from RefSeq and is a predicted model, not a curated record. The transcript has 8 exons. Gene Ontology annotation, molecular function: neurexin family protein binding; signaling receptor activity. Gene Ontology annotation, biological process: presynaptic membrane assembly; chemical synaptic transmission; modulation of chemical synaptic transmission. Gene Ontology annotation, cellular component: postsynaptic specialization membrane; cell surface; synapse. Lineage: Eukaryota; Metazoa; Chordata; Mammalia; Monotremata; Tachyglossidae. Bases 772 to 3363 code for a protein of 863 amino acids.
ACUCUGAAUCCAAAAGAUUAUUAUUUUUUUAAAAGCCCAGUUCUUUCAGUCACCGGAACGGGGCUACGAAAUCACUCAACUGGGCAUAAGCAAAGGAGAUUCCUUUUUUGGGGGGGAAGGGGGGCAGUUUCCCAUCGAGAUAAAUCUAUCGGAUUAGUAGGAUUAUCUGAUUGCAGCUGAAAGAAGUAACGCUGUUUGAUCAUUUGUAUUUCUUGCCUGAUGGUCGGAUUUAAAUGGAGGUGGCUCUGGGUUCGGAUGCUUCUGGAUCGUUGGGGCAUCUGGAAGGGAAGAACCACCGAUCGAUACGGUUCGGAAGUGUCCGGGGGUGAUUUUUUGGAAAAAGGAAAGGAAAAGAAAAUGACACCCCGAGGUUGCGGCUGCUAAAAAAAAAAAAAAAAAGGGAAUAACGGAGCACGAAACCACGGGUGGCUGGCAUCGCAAAAAGCCUUCUGUGAACUGGAUAUAGACCUGCAGUUAACUGGAUUUGAUUUACCAGAAGGGAAUCUGUGGUAAAUGGCCACUCUCGUUAUACUGUUGCCAUGGAAAACCAAAUGGUCAGUAACAGGAAGCCUGAUAAAUAGUGCUGAGUCAAGAUGCCACUUCAGUAAACGCGAAAUCCAUGAAGAUACCUGCUGAGAAAAAAGCCUUUUUGAGAUUUCCCAGCCUGGCGCUCCUUUAGGAAAUCUGAUCUGUUCUCUUCAGUGGCCCAGGUUUUCUCGUGUGGAUACAAAUACAAUUGCUUCACUGUAACUCUCCAACUGAUGUGGAACCAUGGCAUGGCCAAGAUCCAUGUGGCUGAACUGCUACUGGAGAGCCAUUUCGGUUGGCCGGGCCCACACAGGAUUGGAAGUCGCUUUUGCUGCCUGUGUGCUGGGAUUCCUGUUCCAGGCUGCAGCUGUGUCCUCCCAAAAAUUGGAUGAUGUUGACCCACUGGUGACUACCAACUUUGGCAAAAUAAGAGGGAUGAAGAAGGAACUCAAUAAUGAAAUUUUGGGGCCUGUUAUUCAGUUCCUUGGCAUCCCUUACGCAGCCCCUCCCCUGGGAGAGCAUCGAUUUCAGCCUCCUGAACCUCCGUCGCCCUGGUCCGAUGUGAAAAAUGCCACCCAUUUUGCUCCGGUGUGUCCUCAGAACGUCAUAGAUGGCAGGCUGCCCGAAGUCAUGCUUCCCGUGUGGUUUACUAAUAACUUGGAUGUAGUUUCCUCCUAUGUUCAAGAUCAGAGUGAAGACUGCCUCUAUUUAAAUAUAUAUGUCCCAACUGAGGAUGUAAAAAGAAUAUCCAAGGAAUGUGCCAGAAAACCCGGCAAGAAAAUUUGUAGAAAAGGAGGUCCCCUUACAAAGAAACAGACAGAUGAUUUAGGUGAUAAUGACGGUGCUGAAGAUGAAGACAUUCGGGACAGUGGGGGUCCCAAACCAGUGAUGGUGUACAUUCAUGGUGGGUCAUACAUGGAAGGCACUGGAAAUUUAUAUGAUGGCAGUGUCCUGGCAAGUUAUGGCAAUGUGAUAGUCAUCACAGUCAACUACCGACUUGGGGUACUUGGGUUCUUGAGUACCGGAGAUCAGGCUGCCAAAGGAAAUUAUGGGCUCCUUGACUUAAUACAGGCUUUAAGAUGGACUAGUGAGAACAUUGGGUUCUUCGGCGGUGACCCAUUAAGAAUCACUGUUUUUGGAUCCGGUGCUGGUGGUUCCUGUGUCAAUCUGCUGACCUUAUCCCAUUAUUCUGAAGGUAACCGUUGGAGCAAUUCAACCAAAGGACUUUUUCAGAGAGCUAUAGCUCAAAGUGGAACAGCUCUUUCCAGCUGGGCUGUGAGUUUCCAGCCUGCGAAAUAUGCCAGGAUGUUGGCUACAAAAGUUGGUUGCAACAUGUCAGAUACUGUAGAGUUAGUAGACUGUCUACAGAAGAAGCCUUACAAAGAACUUAUUGACCAAGAUAUUCAACCAGCGCGAUACCAUAUAGCCUUUGGACCUGUAAUUGAUGGUGAUGUAAUACCCGAUGAUCCUCAGAUAUUAAUGGAACAAGGGGAAUUUCUCAACUAUGACAUAAUGUUGGGUGUUAACCAAGGGGAAGGGUUGAAAUUCGUGGAAAACAUAGUUGACAGUGAAGAUGGCAUAUCAGCUAGUGAUUUUGACUUUGCAGUUUCCAAUUUUGUUGAUAACUUAUAUGGAUACCCUGAAGGCAAAGAUAUUCUGAGGGAAACAAUCAAAUUUAUGUAUACUGAUUGGGCAGAUCGUCAUAACCCUGAAACCAGAAGGAAGACAUUAUUGGCUUUGUUUACGGACCAUCAGUGGGUGGCCCCUGCCGUGGCUACUGCAGAUCUUCACUCAAACUUUGGUUCACCGACAUACUUCUAUGCCUUUUACCAUCAUUGCCAAACAGAUCAGGUACCUGCUUGGGCUGAUGCGGCUCAUGGAGACGAGGUUCCUUAUGUGUUAGGAAUCCCCAUGAUUGGUCCUACAGAAUUGUUUCCCUGUAAUUUCUCCAAAAAUGACGUGAUGUUGAGCGCAGUAGUGAUGACAUACUGGACUAAUUUUGCUAAAACGGGUGAUCCAAAUCAGCCUGUCCCUCAAGACACAAAAUUCAUCCACACAAAACCGAACCGUUUUGAAGAGGUAGCAUGGACCAGAUAUUCCCAGAAAGAUCAACUGUACCUCCAUAUUGGAUUAAAACCAAGAGUAAAAGAACAUUACAGGGCCAAUAAGGUGAACCUUUGGUUGGAACUGGUACCUCAUCUGCACAAUCUCAAUGACAUUUCUCAGUAUACCUCUACGACAACUAAAGUGCCAUCAACAGAUAUUACUUUCAGACCUACAAGGAAAAACUCUGUCCCUGUAACUUCAGCCUUUCCUACAACCAAGCAAGACGAUCCCAAACAGCAACCAAGUCCAUUUUCAGUGGAUCAGAGGGACUAUUCCACCGAAUUGAGUGUUACUAUUGCAGUGGGAGCAUCUUUGCUGUUUCUGAACAUUUUAGCCUUUGCAGCAUUGUACUAUAAAAAGGACAAGAGGAGACAUGAUGUUCAUAGGAGGUGUAGCCCACAGCGUGCGACUACCAAUGAUCUUACCCAUGCACAAGAAGAGGAGAUAAUGUCCCUCCAAAUGAAGCACACUGACUUGGAUCAUGAAUGUGAGUCCAUCCAUCCACACGAGGUGGUUCUUCGGACCGCCUGUCCCCCAGACUACACACUAGCUAUGAGGAGGUCCCCUGAUGAUAUUCCUUUAAUGACACCCAACACCAUUACAAUGAUUCCCAACACUAUACCAGGGAUUCAGCCCUUACACACAUUCAACACAUUUACUGGAGGACAGAAUAACACUCUGCCCCACCCUCACCCCCACCCCCAUUCACAUUCAACAACCAGGGUAUAGCCAGACAAGAUGAAACAAACUCUAUUUUUUGAUGGAUUACAGUCAGUGAUAUUACUGAAGAUUACUUGGCUUUCAACCUACAAGACUUACUAUUUAAAUAAGGAGGAAUACUAUGUGAAUAUACAUAUCAAGAACUUUUGGGGUUUUGAAAAAUGAAUUGUAAAUAUACGAGUGAACUUGAAACAAAACUGAUCUUAAUUGCUUGAAGCAGUUGUUCUGAAUGAUACUUUUUCAUUCACAUUCAAGUAUUACUUUUUUGAAGAUUUAAGUUACAUAAUGGAAUUAGGCAUGUGCAACACCAAACAGGAAAGACCUAUGACUGAAAUUCAAAACAACAAAAUAUAUAUAAAUAUGCACAAGGGACACACUAAUGGAAUGUAAAACUGUCACCAGUUUUAAUUUGGAACUGUUUUAUUGUCUAGACCAUAUUUACAUGUUGGAAUAAAUACACAAAGCACCAAUGCUGUUAAAGCCUUAGUAGGGGCUUAUGCUGAAAUCUGCCAGUAAGACAAAGAAAUCCAAACCCUGGCAGAUUCAACAUUAUCACAUAAGUGCUGUCAGUAUAAAGUUGUGGGGGCAAAGGAAACUGGAUAUUUUUAGCACGAUGUGCAUGAUAAUUUUAUAUGCUUGGUGGCUGUGCUGCUGAUUGACGUAAUUAAAAUUCUUCUCAUCCCAUUGGAGUUUUUAAUAGAAGCUUCCUUCAUCAAUUGGCAGAAACUAAAGAAGAUUUUCAAGGGUCAAAAGUAAUUACAAUAAAAUAAUUCGCAGUAACUUGGAUAAUAGCAAGAAUUAGUUAGUAAGGGUACUUGAUGAUAUUGUAGGUAGAGCAGUGAACACUCGCUGUUGCAAAUCCCAGAGAAAAGUCUUUCUGUGUUUUCAAUGUUCUUUUUCAUUUCCAUAUAAAUAAUUUAUAGAACUAUAACCGCAAUGGAACUUGUGCUGAAAGAUCUAUAAUUUGCUGUGGUUUAGUUACACUGUAUUUAGGUCAUAUUGGUAAGGUGAAGUGUGUCCAAAGAUUUAUUUUAACAAGAUAAAGGUGCCCCGGUAUUACCACUCUGAUUACAGCUCUCAAUUAUUGAUUUACUCAUGAUGCAUGUCAAAAUGUUUACUAAUACUAUUUCAAUAUAAAACUCAUUUCCCUCCUCACAUUGCAUCUCCUUACCACUGAACUUCAUUCACCAGAAUUUACUAAUGAGAUCUACAUAGAGAAUGAUGUAAAUGGGGAAGUGAUAAGGGAAGUUGACAACUGGAAAUUUUUAGUCUUACAUGUAUGUGUGAUUUUAAAUGAAUGUUCUAAAAUCACAAGAAAUUCUUCAUUCCCCUGUUGUUUACCAGUAACAGUAUAUCACAGACCUUUCCAAAUGUUUGUAUAUGUAAUCAGAUGUACAUUUAUAUAUAAAAAAAUUGAGAUGGACUUAAGAGCACAUCCCUGAUAAAUA